CAAGCGCAGCAAGCAUGAACUGGACGGCGCAGAGCUGGGGCGGCGCGCUGAGGGAGGCGGGGCUGGCCGAGCGGCCGGGCGGCGCGCUGCUCCUGCAGGCUCUCUGGGACUCGGUGCGGGCGCGGGAAGGCUGGCUCCGGUCGCCCUUCUUCCCAGUCCUCUUCAGCUUCGCCGCCUACAUGGGCUGCUGCUCGCCCUUCGUGGCGCUGGACUGCCUGCACGGCCGCCUGCCCGCCUUGCAGAAGUACAAGAUCCAGCCGCAGGCGUCCCCCUCCGCCGGGCAGAUGCUGGCGUGCACGGCGCGCAGCCUCUACGACCACCUGGUCGGCGUCUUCCCCGUCACCGUGGCGCACUGGUACUGGCGGCCGCUGAGCUUGCCGGAGAGGGCCCCCGAGCUGCCCCGCCUCCUGCGCGACCUGGUCGCCUGCCUGCUGCUCUUCGACCUCCUCUACUUCCUCUGGCACCUGCUCCACCACCGCGUCCCCUGGCUCUACAGGACCUUCCACAAGGUCCACCACAAGCACGUCUCCACCUUCGCGCUCAGCACCCAGUACUCCAGCCGCUGGGAGCUGCUCUGGCUGGGCCUCUUCGCCGCCCUGGUCCCCCUGCUGCUCAGGUGCCAUCCCAUGACGGAGAUGGCCUUCUUCCUGGCCAACAUUUGGCUCGCCGUGGAGGACCACUCCGGCUACGACCUGCCCUGGUCGACCCACCGGCUGGUCCCCUUCGGCCUCUACGGGGGAGCCGUGCACCACGACCUCCACCAUUUGAAGUUCAAGUUCAACUAUGCGCCUUACUUUACGCACUGGGACAGGCUCUUCGGGACCCUUGGCCAGGCCGUCGGGGAGAAUCCGGACCCUGCAAAGACGACUAUAGACUGAGCAUUUCAAGAUCUCCCCCGCUGCCCAUGAAAGGAUCGGGAAUGCUGGACUGAACAAACCUACCAGCGACGACUUGCACAUCAUCAUAUUUAUUUAUUUAUUUGUGUUAAAAGGGCUCUAGCUAUGAUUGUUUUUCUUUGGGGGGGGAACCCCCCAAAAUCAGUGGUACAAGCCAUCUGAAGGAGGCUCAAGUGGAUCCUGUUUUUCGUUUGGCUUCCCAAGCUUUUAUAAAGCAAUUGUGUAUGUUCUGUGUGUGUAUGUACCUGAGGGAGUGUUAGCUUGCUGGAAUGGGUUGAAAGAGGGCGAGAAUAUUGAUUCCCAUGGAGUUCCUCUUGCCUUGCCAUGGAGAGAAGAAGAAAAAAUAGAACACUGACUUGAAAAUGAUAACCUUAAUAUAUUUUUGAGAUUUCAAUUAUUUAUAUUCUUGUA
This is a messenger RNA of Gekko japonicus, 1307 nucleotides long. RefSeq names its product cholesterol 25-hydroxylase (gene CH25H). Gene Ontology annotation, biological process: cholesterol metabolic process; sterol biosynthetic process. NCBI's taxonomy places the organism in Eukaryota, Metazoa, Chordata, Lepidosauria, Squamata, Gekkonidae. Bases 15 to 878 code for a protein of 287 amino acids. The record is from RefSeq and is a predicted model, not a curated record. The transcript has a single exon. Gene Ontology annotation, molecular function: steroid hydroxylase activity; C-4 methylsterol oxidase activity; iron ion binding.